UUUUUUUUUCCCUUUCUUUUCUUUUUUUACCAAACACAACAAUUGACGUUUACUAAAUUCUUUGGAUCUUUUUACUUAUUUACGUCAUGUCAGAUACCGAACUUACCAAUCACAAACGACCUAGUACUGACGCUGUCAUUACCAUACGUUGUAUAAAAUCCUUUGAAUAUCGUACCUGCAAAAGUCUCGUUCUUCAACAUGUGAACUUGGAAACAACUACUGUAGGUGAUUUGAAACAGAUCGUGCGCGAUAAGAUUAAGACAACCUCUGGCUGGAAACCUUAUUUGAAUGUUGUAUUUGAUACCUUGAAAUUAUAUACAGUGGCUCAUGGACACAAGACAAUGAACCUGAUAAUUAACAUGGAAGAUGAUGAUCGUUUAAUUUAUUCUGAUGAUUCUGCUGCUCUUGCCUGGUUAGGUGUUGAAAAUGAAACUGAACUAUCAUUUUUCAACCGUGAACAAUACGAAGAAUACAAGAAACACCCUGAUAUGAAAUGGUAGAAAUAGGACCAAAAUGGAAUUGUAUUGGCAUUACCUGCUGAUGAAUAACUAGUAUAAUAUUAGUAUUAAAAUUAGAAUAGGAUGUUUGUCUGUGAUGUAUAAUAAUAAAUGACUUACGCAUGUGGAACACGA
Halteromyces radiatus is the source of this 632-nucleotide messenger RNA. RefSeq lists its product as uncharacterized. Bases 87 to 500 code for a protein of 137 amino acids. The record is from RefSeq and is a predicted model, not a curated record. The transcript has 5 exons. Lineage: Eukaryota; Fungi; Mucoromycota; Mucoromycetes; Mucorales; Cunninghamellaceae.